Messenger RNA from Plutella xylostella (diamondback moth), 1312 nucleotides. It is a transcript of the gene Tpi, whose product is annotated as triose phosphate isomerase. Gene Ontology annotation, molecular function: triose-phosphate isomerase activity. Gene Ontology annotation, biological process: glycerol catabolic process; glycolytic process; gluconeogenesis. NCBI's taxonomy places the organism in Eukaryota, Metazoa, Arthropoda, Insecta, Lepidoptera, Plutellidae. Gene Ontology annotation, cellular component: cytosol. The record is from RefSeq and is a predicted model, not a curated record.
UACUUGGUAGUUCUUGACCUAUCUCACGUAUAAGCGAGCUGAGCAAUUUAUUGAUUUUUCAAAGUUCCCUUUGAAAUUCUUGAAGCCGUUAUCAUACUGUUCAUUAAUCUAUUAUAAACAUGGGUCGCAAAUUUGUUGUUGGAGGUAAUUGGAAGAUGAAUGGAGACAAGAACACAAUCCAUGAAAUCAUCACAACUCUGUCGAAUGGACCUCUGGACCCCAAUGUUGAAGUUGUCAUUGGUAUACCGGCCAUCUACCUAGCUUAUGUGCAGAGCAUUGUUCCGGACAACCUUAAGGUUGCCGCGCAAAACUGCUGGAAGGUGGAAAAGGGAGCUUUCACUGGUGAGAUCUCCCCAGCAAUGAUAAAAGAUGUUGGCUCUGAGUGGGUCAUCCUCGGUCACUCGGAGAGGCGAACCAUCUUCAAAGAAACUGAUGAAUUGGUGGCAGAAAAGGUUGCUCAUGCUCUGGCCACCGGGCUAAAGGUGAUUGCCUGCAUCGGGGAGACUCUCGAGGAGAGAGAAGCGGGUAAAACCGAGGAGGUGGUGUUCAGACAGACGCUGCCGCUGAUCGCUGCCAUCGGCGACAACUGGGACCGAGUGGUGCUGGCCUACGAGCCCGUCUGGGCCAUCGGCACUGGCAAGACCGCGUCUCCUGCUCAGGCGCAAGAAGUGCACGCCGCGCUCCGCAACUGGCUCGUGUCCAACGCGUCGCCCGCAGUGGCCGAGGCGGUCCGCAUCCAGUACGGCGGCUCGGUGACCGCGGCCAACGCCAAGGAGCUGGCGGCCUGUCCCGACAUCGACGGAUUCCUCGUCGGAGGCGCCAGCCUCAAACCAGAGUUCGUUGACAUCGUCAACGCCACCAUGUAAACUCUCCGGCCAAAGCUCGCCAGUUCACUAUGUUGAGGCAUUCGUGGAAACGCUUAGCGUUUGGCUUUUGUCGUUUUCUCUUCUGUGACUUCUGUUUGACAUAGUGUUAUUGGUGGGUAUGAGUUGCUUAAGAUAAUCCGUGUGCAAUGUAUCCAGCACAAUCUUAAUGUGUAGGUUGAACGAUUGUUCUAUGUGUCUAUAUUAAAUGUUGUCUAAAUGUAUAUAGGAUCAAAUUUUUAUUUUGUUGAUUUAUAAAUCAAGAGAUUCUCGUGUAAAAAUUUAACAGGUUUGCAACCUUUAAAUCCAUAUUUAUUAAACUUAAAGCGGCGAUCAGACUAGUUUACUACUAGACUAGUUAAAACUUUAUGGUGUCAUCAAAUCAGCCAUGCAGUUUUUGUUAUGAUUGAAGAUGAAAAAAUAUUAUAAAUAAAUUUUAAUCAUAAUUC